UUUCCGGUAGCUUGUUCAUUGUAGCGUGUGCCAGAUCGAGACUUGCAAAAGUACUAGAAAAUGAGCGUCCCUGCUUUCAUAGAUAUAACAGAGGAGGAUCAGGCUUCAGAGCUCAGAGCCUACAUCAAAGCUAAAGGAGCAGAGAUUUCAGAAGAAAAUUCAGAAGGUGGGCUGCAUGUGGAUUUGACGCAAAUAAUCGAGGCCUGUGACGUCUGUCUGAAGGAUGAUGAUAAAGAUGUGGAGAGUGUCAUGAACAGCAUUGUGUCGCUGCUGCUGAUCUUGGAGACGGAGAAGCAGGAGGUCCUGAUCGACAGCCUGUGCGAGAAGCUGGUCAAGUUCAGGGAGGGAGAGAGGCCCAGCCUGAGGAUGCAGCUGCUGAGCAACCUAUUUCAUGGCAUGGAUGAGAACAUUCCUGUGAGGUACACGGUGUACUGCAGCCUCAUCAAGGUGGCAGCCACCUGCAAUGCCAUUGCGCAUAUUCCAACUGACCUCGACCAGGUCAGAAAGUGGAUAGUUGAUUGGAAUCUCAACACAGAGAAGAAGCACACACUCCUGAGACUGGUCUAUGAGGCACUAGUAGACUGCAAAAAAAGCGAAGCAGCGGCUAAAGUGAUGGUGGAGCUGCUGGGGAGCUACACCGAGGACAAUGCCUCACAGGCACGGGUGGACGCCCACAGGUGCAUAGUCCGUGCAUUGAAGGAUCCAAACACUUUCCUUUUCGACCAUCUCCUGGCCCUGAAACCAGUGCGCUUCUUGGAAGGGGAACUCAUUCAUGAUCUGUUAACCAUCUUUGUAAGCGCGAAGCUAGCAGCAUAUGUGAAGUUCUACCAAAAUAACAAAGACUUCAUUGACUCACUCGGCCUGUCGCACGAACACAACAUGGCUAAGAUGCGUCUCCUCACCUUCAUGGGUAUGGCUACUGAGUAUAAGGAGAUCUCUUUUGACACCCUGCAGCAGGAGCUGCAGAUUGGAGCUGACGACGUGGAGCCUUUUGUCAUCGAUGCGGUGCGGACCAAGAUGGUAUAUUGCAAAAUUGACCAGACACAGCACAAAGUUGUUGUGAGUCAUAGCACCCACAGGACCUUUGGGAAACAGCAGUGGCAGCAGCUGUACGACACCCUUAGCUCCUGGAGGCAGAACUUGGCUGCUGUCAAGACCAGCCUCCAGACCCUCUCCACCUCCACAUAGAGCCACCUCCUUCUUUGUGCCCAUCACACUUUUAUAUUAACCCAAUAAAAUGAACUGAAGUCUC
This is a messenger RNA of Megalops cyprinoides (Indo-Pacific tarpon), 1252 nucleotides long. Its product is annotated as eukaryotic translation initiation factor 3 subunit M-like. Lineage: Eukaryota; Metazoa; Chordata; Actinopteri; Elopiformes; Megalopidae. The record is from RefSeq and is a predicted model, not a curated record. Gene Ontology annotation, cellular component: eukaryotic translation initiation factor 3 complex; cytoplasm. Gene Ontology annotation, molecular function: translation initiation factor activity. Gene Ontology annotation, biological process: cytoplasmic translational initiation. The coding region runs from base 61 to 1188 and encodes 375 amino acids. The transcript is spliced from 11 exons.